AUGGUUGAAAAAAUUCGAGAUCCCGAUCAUAGGGAUGGUAGAGUAUUUUUGAUUGUCUCUCUCUUCUCUUUUGCUCAAAGAAAAGUAAUAGUUAUAGUUGUUCAAUAA
Cavenderia fasciculata is the source of this 108-nucleotide messenger RNA. RefSeq lists its product as uncharacterized. NCBI's taxonomy places the organism in Eukaryota, Evosea, Eumycetozoa, Acytosteliales, Cavenderiaceae. The transcript has 2 exons. The record is from RefSeq and is a predicted model, not a curated record. The coding region runs from base 1 to 108 and encodes 35 amino acids.